GCGGUAUGCAAAAGCCAUGGAAAAUGGGAUUCUGGAAUCGAGUCAAAAAAUUCUCGUUCGCGCCAAAGAGUGGGGAAUGCAAUAGUCGAUGCUGAUUUCUCAUCCGAGCGAAAUUUCCCCACCAAAAUGAGUUGUUGCUCCGCAGGCAGCAGUGGAAACGGUUAUAAUAAUUCGUCAAACAGCUGUUGUUGCCAGAACCAGGCGCAGAAGAGCUCCGAAUCAGCCCAACUCUGCUGCAGGCCACCUUAUCCCACGAAAACUGGGCUUUGCCCCAUCAAAACUGUCGUUUAUCUCCGACCGAAUGGAUCGUGCCCUCCCUGCUGCCCAAUGCCUUGCCCACCAAAAACCGUAGUCGUGACGUAUCCUCCUGCAACAUCCGAAGCUGCGCCUCCGCCCCCAGAAAAAUGUUUAGUCUGCACUGUCAAAAAAAUCCCAGUACUGCCGCCCCCGCCGCCAACUGCGCCGAUCGGCUCGCCUUGUCGACCGCACGUUGUUCCAUGCUAGAGGAACCGAGGCCCGAGACGAAAAUAAUUUGGAGAAAGCCUGUCGAGCUACCUGCUCCGUCCUCGACGUUGUCAGCACGAACGAAAAGAGCACCGCUUUUUUUAUUAUCAAGUAUUUUCUCUUUAUUUAUUAUUAUUUUUUUUCCCCAAUCAAGACAUGUGAACAAGGCAUCGCGGUGCCGUGACAACUGGGCGGAGCUGUACCGCUGUACAAGAAUCUCCAGAUCUGUUAAAUCACAAGAAAUUUAUUACUGAUUACGACGUUUGCUUUCACGACGUUCA
Venturia canescens is the source of this 785-nucleotide messenger RNA. RefSeq names its product putative small proline-rich protein 5. Bases 127 to 504 code for a protein of 125 amino acids. The record is from RefSeq and is a predicted model, not a curated record. NCBI's taxonomy places the organism in Eukaryota, Metazoa, Arthropoda, Insecta, Hymenoptera, Ichneumonidae. The transcript is spliced from 5 exons.